UUCUGUCCUUUCCAUUUGUUCUUACUAAGAAUCUUCUUUGUAUUUGGCAUCCGCGGAAAAAAGUCUGACCAUUGACAACCUGUUUAAAUGGAUAUUAAACUCCAACAACACUUGCAAACAGUCUGACCCUUUGUGCCACUGUUUGGGAACAAAUCUUUCAGCAUUUACUCUAAUUCUGUUUUCCGAGCUUUAACACUGCCUUUACUUUUUCACCUUUUUUCUUUUGUGCUAUGCUAAUGAAAGCCAGAAGAGGAAGGAGAUCUCAGGCCUUUUGGCCCUCCAUUGUGAUGAAGAAAUGGCUGAAUAUUGCUCCUAAAGUGUAUGAUUUUAGUGAAGAUGAAGUUGACACCGAAACGGAGAGUGAGGAUGAUGCUUGCUCUCUCAAAGAUGAAAGGGUGCUUGAAGAUCAUGGACAUAGAAAACCGGGGAAGCUUAACGAAUGCCAGACUCAAACUUCAGGCACUAAUCAAAACUGCAGGAAACCAAGACACAGGAGAGGGAAAUCAGAAACCUUGAGAGUUCAGUAUAUUAACAAGAAAGAUGUGAGAGUUACUGUGGGUACUUGGAAUGUGGCUGGAAGACUUCCAGAUGAGGAUCUAGACAUUGAUGAAUGGCUUUAUAUGCAACAACCUGCAGAUAUCUAUAUUCUUGGCUUCCAAGAGGUGGUCCCUCUGAGUGCUGGAAACGUACUGGGAGCAGAAAAUAGAAGACCAGUUCCAAAAUGGGAAGCCAUCAUCCGAAGAACAUUAAACAGGACACAAGACCCUGAAACUAAUAUCAAGAGUUAUAGUGCUCCACCAUCUCCAGUUUUAAGGACUUCUUCUGCUGCUGACAUAAUUGCUGAUACUCCUGCACUGGAUAUGAUGGCAGAUGCAUCACUGGACACAACUUCCUUUCGUGAAAACAAUACUAUCAACCUAGGAAAGAAUAUACAUUUCUAUGGCACUGAUUGUGAUAGUAGAUUGGAUUGGCCUGAACGUUCACUUGAUGCAACACCUCAAGUUCUUUCUUCUAGUUUCAAGUUGAGGAGAGUCUUGAGUAGUUGCGCGAGAGUUGGUUUUGGUAGCAUAGACAACCCUCUUGCUUUUGAUGGCAGAGGGUUAAAGAGGGUGCACCAAAGCUCAGGAAACUUAGGAGUAAUGUGGGUGGAUCAACAAGAUGUACCUCUAGUUCUUGAUUCUCUUUCUGAUCAAUUUCCUGACGAGGAAAAUGACUUGUUUGAAGAAUUUCUAGAGGUCAACAAAGAAGAAAGUUCAGUUCUAAAUCAUGCAGUGAAGUCACGUCCGAUGUAUGUUCGUAUUGUCAGCAAGCAGAUGGUUGGUAUAUAUGUAUCAGUUUGGGUACGUAGAAGAUUGAGGAGGCACAUAAACAACUUGCAAGUCUCCUCUGUUGGAAUUGGACUAAUGGGGUACAUGGGCAAUAAGGGAUCUGUUUCUGUGAGCAUGUCACUUUUCCAGUCACGGCUAUGCUUUGUUUGUUCUCAUUUGUCAUCUGGUCAAAAGGAUGGAGCUGAGCAAAGGCGCAACUCUGAUGUCAAUGAAAUCAUGAGGCGUACUCGUUUCUCAUCCAUAUUUGACACAGAUGCAGAUGAACCACAAACAAUUCCAUCUCAUGAUCAGAUAUUCUGGUUUGGAGAUUUGAAUUAUCGAAUCAGUAUGGUGGAUGCUAAGGUACGGAAGCUUAUCGCCAAUAAGCAAUGGGAUGAACUUCUCAAUAGUGAUCAGUUAAACAAAGAACUCCGAAAUGGACAUGUCUUUGCUGGUUGGAAGGAAGGGUUGAUUAACUUUGCACCAACUUACAAGUAUGAAAUCAACAGUGAUAGAUACAGUGGAGAAAUUCCAAGAGAAGGGGAAAAGAAGAGAUCACCAGCAUGGUGUGAUCGUAUACUCUGGGUUGGAACCGGUAUAAAACAGCUCUUCUACAAGCGAGCAGGACCAAGACUAUCAGAUCAUCGGCCUGUAAGUUCAAUGUUCUCAGUAGAAGUGGAAAUAUUUGACCAUAGAAAGCUACAGAGAGUUCUAAAUGUUAACACCGCUGCUAUACAUCCUGAGAUUCUGCUUGAAACUGAAGAGUAAGACUUGAAGCUUCUGCAAAUAACUUGCUAUCAAGCUUGACAGUAGAUCCCUGAUCCGGUCAAUGAGUGACACAUCCAUUCAACACACUUACAGGGAGCUUAACACAGUAGCUGAUAAACUAGCACAUUUUGGGAUGGAAAUGAUGGGCAGAAACAUCACUGUUUUGCACAAUCCACUAACUAAUCUCAUGGAAGACUUGCUUGCAGACAAAUGGGGAAGACAUAGAAAUAGACACAAAUCCACAACAACUAUUACACAACCAAACUCCGAACAUCCUUUUUGUAAAACUUUUGAUGUACCAUCUACUAGUAGUAACAUCACCCAUCCUUUUUGUAAUAGAGUAGUAGAUGAACAUGGCACUGACCAUUUACAUGCACACACCCACAGUAGUACUCUUCCAACUUUUUGUAACACUGCUUCUAAGCAGAAGCUCCAUGUACUUGAUCGUUAAUUAAUAGAAUGUAGUCUUUAAAACCAAAAAAAAAAAGAUAAUUAUUCCAUUGGAGAAACUGCUAGAAUACAACUUUGGAAAAGAGAUACAAUUGUAUG
Nicotiana tabacum (common tobacco) is the source of this 2624-nucleotide messenger RNA. RefSeq names its product type I inositol polyphosphate 5-phosphatase 2. Gene Ontology annotation, biological process: phosphatidylinositol dephosphorylation. Lineage: Eukaryota; Viridiplantae; Streptophyta; Magnoliopsida; Solanales; Solanaceae. Gene Ontology annotation, molecular function: inositol-polyphosphate 5-phosphatase activity; phosphatidylinositol-4,5-bisphosphate 5-phosphatase activity; phosphatidylinositol-3,4,5-trisphosphate 5-phosphatase activity. The record is from RefSeq and is a predicted model, not a curated record.